AUGUCCCUCCAGAAGACGAUCCCUCUCUCCAACGGCAAGACGAUCCCCCAGAUCGGCCUCGGCACCUGGCUCUCCGCUCCCGGAGAGGUCAAGCAGUCCGUGAUCUGGGCCGUCGAGGCUGGUUACCGUCAUCUCGAUCUUGCGAAGAUCUACCAGAACCAGGACGAGGUCGGUGCCGCGCUCAAGGAGCUGAUCCCGAAGGUUGUCAAGCGGGAAGAGCUCUUCAUCACUUCGAAGCUCUGGAACAACUCCCACCGCCCUGAACUCGUCGAGGCUGCCCUCGAUGACACGCUCAAGGAGCUCGGCCUCGAUUACCUUGACCUUUACCUCAUCCACUGGCCCAUCGCGUUCGUUCCUGGCGAGACGCUCACGCCCAGCAAGGACGGCGUUGCCCUGCUCGAGGAUGUUCCACUUGCCGACACUUGGAAGGCGGUUCUCAAGCUCCUUGACACCGGCAAGGUCAAGGCUGUCGGCGUGUCCAACUUCACGAAGGAGAUGAUCGAAGGCAUCUACAAGGCAACCGGCGUAUACCCGACCGCGAACCAGAUCGAGGCGCACCCGCUUCUCCCGCAAGACGAUCUCGUCGCAUACUGCAAGGAGAAGAACAUCCACAUCACGGCGUACUCGCCUCUCGGAAACAACUUGACUGGCGAGACCAAGAUCGUCGACUACCCCGAGGUCAAGGAGGUUGCCGAUAAGCUCGGUGCGACUACCGCACAGGUCCUCGUUGCCUGGGGCGCACACCGUGGCUACUCAGUCAUCCCCAAGUCGGUCAACAAGGACCGCAUCAUCUCGAACUUCAAGCAGAUCGAGCUUUCGCCCGAGGACUACGAGAAGGUCACAAAGAUCGGUGUCGGCCGCCACCGCCGCUUCAACAUUCCGUACACUUACAAGCCCACCUGGCCUAUCAACCUCUUCGACGAGGAAGUCGAGAAGGAGGUCACUCUCCGCCCGACGAUCGCAUGA
Messenger RNA from Peniophora sp. CBMAI 1063, 966 nucleotides. The record is from the annotation of a GenBank genome assembly. Lineage: Eukaryota; Fungi; Basidiomycota; Agaricomycetes; Russulales; Peniophoraceae.